AUGUCUCUGCAGCUCCAGUUUGAAGUCACCACCGGCGCAAUCAUCUCCGUGCAUGUUGUACGCGAGCUCCUCAAGGCAUGUCAAGAGGAUGACCUGCAACCUCUCACAAUGAGCAGCCUGGAAUCCUUCGGCCAAUGGCUCGCUAUUGAUCGCGAUCGCUUAUCCCAGGGGGAGGAUGCUCUAGGUGAGAGCUCCGAUAAAAGUCGCGUGGUUCGAUUCGCAAACAAAGUGUUUCUGGGGACGCAUAGCCAAGGCAUCAUUAGCCAAGUGCGCAAGAACUGGCACCUUACGGCCUCCUUUCUCUUCGUCUGCACUUGUACCACUUUAGAUCAGCAACAGACGGCGGAAUUGGUGCACGAACUCCUGAGACUUACUGGCGCAGUAGAUCGCAAUGGAACUUCAAGGAAUGACGUGACGAAAUUCGUCGAGAGGAUUGCGGGAUGUGGGAGCUUCCUCCCAGGUGAAUCACCAUCGGACGUCCAUAAUAUGAUUGCUUCAUCUGCUGUGUCAGCUGGACUGUGGAGAGAGACUCCCGGGGUGUUCGAUCCUGUGGACAUGGUUCAGACCGCCCAGCUACUCUACGAAGUCUUUGGAGCCAUGGCAGAUCAAAAUGUCAAGCACGUUAUUCUGAAAGGAGGCGUCGGAUGUGUGUGGUUAGCCUCGCUGUUGAGUUGGUUGCGGCCGCGUGAAACAGUCAUAUUGGGGCCGCGAAAGAACCAACUCUACCCAAAAACGAGAGAAGCGAACGCCGAAAAUGCAGAUCGACUGUGUGUUAUAUUGGAGAGUGACUCAAGGCACCCUUACGGCUGCUGGACUGUUGAGCAAUGGAAGUCAGCGCCAGAUGAGAAACUCUCUGAGCACACGGCCAAAGCGUUUUCAUUGCCCGCUGAAGUCAGCGAGAAGUUGUAUAUCAUGGCAAAUUGCGGACCCAGGAGCGGAAGAAGCAGUCGGGAUUCUCGCAUCAGUGCUGGUGACACUGGCCGUGGAAAGAGGGAUAAUACUUGA
This is a messenger RNA of Clonostachys rhizophaga, 1005 nucleotides long. The record is from the annotation of a GenBank genome assembly. NCBI's taxonomy places the organism in Eukaryota, Fungi, Ascomycota, Sordariomycetes, Hypocreales, Bionectriaceae.